Penicillium riverlandense is the source of this 3228-nucleotide messenger RNA. RefSeq lists its product as uncharacterized. The record is from RefSeq and is a predicted model, not a curated record. The transcript is spliced from 3 exons. NCBI's taxonomy places the organism in Eukaryota, Fungi, Ascomycota, Eurotiomycetes, Eurotiales, Aspergillaceae. The coding region runs from base 1 to 3228 and encodes 1075 amino acids.
AUGGGUAUUCAACGCGGUGGCCAGAUUGUACAGGCGACCUCGUCAAGUACCACAGAUGCCUUGAUCCAACAAUUUGGGCAGCUCCAUGUACUUGAUGACUUGAUUCGACUGCGGGCGGCAGACAUGGUUCAGCAUCCCAUCCUCGCGUAUCCCUGUUCAAAUACGGACACCGCGACCGCCACAUACGAAUACUACACUGGACGGGAUAUGGACAACAUGAUAGACAAGGCGGUCACCUGCUUAAUGAAUGAUGGCUUUCAGCCUCCUAAGGGCAAUGGCUCAAUUGUCGCAGUUCUCGCACCAUCCGACAUCAGCAUGGUGAUUACAUUUUUCGCCCUCAGUCGAUUAGGCUACACCGUCAUGAUGCUCUCACCAAGGCUAUGUGGGGAUGCGUGCGUGGCUCUGCUCGAUACCGUCGGCUGUGAGACAAUUAUCUACGGGAAUACUCUCAGCAUCCGUGCCACAAUUGGCGACAUCCUUCAGAAAAAGCUCGUCAGUUGUCGUCCAAUGCUUUCCAAAAGCAAUCUCGACACUGAGGAAACUUUGGUUCUCAUUCUACACCGUAAUCGCAACUCCGAGGCCCAGUGCAACAGGAUCGCCCUUAUUCUACAUUCCUCUGGAUCAACAGGAACCCCCAAACCUCUCUUUCUCAGUCACCGAGCUUUGAUGACCCAUCCUCUACGAGGUCCUGGCCUGACAUCCUUCAAUUCACUACCCUGGUACCACCUCCAUGGCCUUUCUACAGCGUUGCAGGCAAUGUGGAUGAAGAAGACGGCUUACUUGUGGAACGCCGCAUUACCUUUGACCGCUGAAUCAGUGGUUGCUGCUCUGGAGGCAGCACGACCCGAGUCUGUGGCUGCUGUUCCGUACAUGCUGCAGUUGCUGGUCGACAGCCCUCGCGGAAUUUCUGCCUUGCGUAAAUGUCAUCUGGUUACUUAUGGAGGCGCGCCAUGUCCAGACGAGCUGGGGGACUGCCUAGUGAGCCAGGGUGUGCAAUUUGGUGGUUCCUUUGGACUGACAGAGGCCGGGCUAGUUGCUGAAUCAAUAUCACGCCCCAAGGGUGAUAUCGCCUGGAACUAUUUAAAUUUUUUUGACAACAUCAGGCCAUACAUCUGGAUGAAGCCCCUCGGCAUGUCGCUCUACGAGUGCGUUUACCUGGCUGGUCAUCCAGCGUUGACUACUUCCAACUCCAACGAGCCCCCAGGUUCUUUUCAUUCAAGGGAUGUUUUCACCCCACACCCAACAAUUCCACACCGAUGGAAGUAUGUGUCGAGAUUGGAUGAUUGUAUUACCCUUGUCACUGGCGAGAAGAUUCUGCCACUUCCGAUAGAAGGCUACGUCAAACAGCAUCCUCUGAUCUAUGAAGCAAUUGUUGUUGGAGUCGGGAAGGCAAUCCCGGGGCUUUUGAUCCUGCGAGCUGAUCAAUCUACACACCUAUCGGAACGUGAAUAUAUUGACACAAUCUGGUCGGUGGUCGAAGAAGCCAACGCCCGGUCAGAGCAAUUCUCACAGAUCUCUCGCGAUAUGAUUGCCACUUUGCCUUCCACAUCCGAGUUUCCUCGAACAGACAAGGGAUCUAUGAUCCGUGCCCAGAUAUACUCUCAAUACAAUGAUCUCAUCAACGGCAUGUACACGGAAGUCCAAAGCGCAGCAGAUGGGGGAAUGACACUCGACCUUACCGGAACGCAGUCCUAUCUGAUGGAGCUCUGCAGCAAGGACCUUGGAAUUCACCUCACGGGCGUAGACGCCAAUUUCUUCUUAGAGGGAGUGGACAGUUUGAAAGCGAUACACCUUCGACGCUUGAUCCUUCGCCAUUUCAAUAUUGCGUCGGCUAAAAGUCUGGGACAGAAUGUGGUUUUCGAGGCUGGCAGCGUAUCAGGGUUGGCAACGUACAUUUGCGCUCUGCAGAUUGGUGGAAGUGUCACUUCUAAGAAAACCACGACAGUGAUGGCUGAACUUAUCAGCAAAUACUCAGCAUUUCGAAAGCAUUUGCCACGCCGAGCGAUCACUUCAAGUGGAAAGAGCGUGGUAGGUUUCUAUAUAUACAUGCUCCUAUUGACCUGCACUAACAUCUCCAAGGUUUUGACGGGAGCCACAGGUUCUAUUGGUGCACACACGCUAUUCGAACUUCUCAAGGAUGAUUCUGUAUCGACAAUUUUCUGUCUCACUCGGCGUUCAUUGCCGCAAGAAGCUGUCUUGCAGGCUUUAGCGGAGAAGAAUCUGGAUGCUUUGCCUGAACAGAAAGAGAAGAUUAUCUCGUUGACUUGCUCCCUUGACGAGCCAAAUCUUGGGCUUCAUGAGCACAUCAUGAGCCGCAUGCAAGAUUCUGUGUCUCAGAUCAUCCACACAGCAUGGCCGGUAAACUUCAAUCUUCCCCUUACCCAGUUCGAGCCACAUAUCCGCGGGAUCUACAACCUGAUCCAAUUUUCUCUGUCUGUUCGGCGACCCGAACCGGCCGUUAUGAUAUUCUGCUCAUCAAUCUCCACAGCUCUUGGAUCCUCCUGCGCUGAAGUCCAAGAGGCCCCAACGCAAGAUCUUGGAAGCGCCCUUCAUAUGGGCUACGGACAGUCCAAACUCGUAGGAGAGAAGAUCACCAGCAUUGCACGGCAAUCCGGAGCGAGAGCCUUUUCUCUCCGAAUUGGCCAAGUAUCCGGUCAUUCGAAGAAAGGCCUGUGGAACGACGCCGAAGCACUCCCACUCAUGAUUCGAUCGGCGUUGACGGUCCAGGCCCUCCCAGCCUUAGAGCAGACCUGCUCAUGGCUCCCAGUGGAUACACUGGCCUUGACGAUUGUUGAGCUGGCAAAUGCUUGCGCCGCUCCGACUUGCGACUAUGGGACAAAUAUGGCGUCGAAUUCGGCGACCGUUGCGUACGUUGAUGACUCCAUCUAUAACGUGUCCAACCCGCGCGAAUUUUCCUGGGCAUCAUUACUCUCAUCGCUGAGAUGCGCUGGAUUUCGGUUCGACACGGUGUCCUUUGAGGAAUGGCUGGCGAUGCUUCGCGAGAGCGAGACAAGAGGAGAGGAGAACGUCAACCCUGCUGUCAAGUUGAUCGGUCACUAUGCGGCUAUGCAUGGGGAGAGGCGAUCACAACGGCUGUGCCCUAAGAGAUUUAUCACUGAGAAAGCCGAGCGGGACAGUGUUACUUUACGAAAUGGUCGGUUAAAGAUUAUUGAGGACGGGAUUUUAAAUUGUUAUGCCCGAGAUUGGCUGGAGCGGUGGGUUGUUUGA